CCGGUUCUCCUGUCGGUCGCUCCGGUCAGAAAUCCUCCUCACCUGCUUCACCUGAGAGCCGCACACACCUGAGCAGCUGCUGGAGACUCACCGGGAGCUUCAGAGACCUAAUGGACAAACUAAAGAGAGUACUGAGCGGACAGGAUGACGGUAACACCGAGGAACCGGGGAUAAUGGAGAGAGCCAAUCAGGCGUCGACGCUGGCGUGGGGGACGAGGAUGAAGGGCUUCAUCAUCUGCUUCGUUCUGGGCGUCUUCUGCUCCGUCCUGGGUACGUGUCUGCUGUGGCUCCCCGGCGUCGGCCUCGCUGUGUUCGCUGUCUUCUACAGUGUGGGAAACGUCUGCGCUCUGGGAAGCACCAUGUUCCUGGUCGGCCCGCUGCGGCAGGUGAAGACGAUGUGCGCUAAAGAGAGAGCGAUCGCCACCGUCAUCAUGAUGGUCUGUCUGGUGUUGACGCUCUGUGCUGCUUUCUGGUGGAAGAAUAACGGCCUCGCUCUGCUGUUCUGUAUCCUUCAGUUCCUGGCGUUCACCUGGUACGGACUCUCAUACAUCCCAUUCGCCAGGGACGCUGUCAUCAAAAUGUUUUCCAUGUGUAUCUAAGCCCCGCCCCUUCCCCCACCUGACCCCGCCCCCUUCCUACUGAGCGACCAAUCAGAGAG
Messenger RNA from Scomber scombrus (Atlantic mackerel), 658 nucleotides. Its product is annotated as vesicle transport protein SFT2B-like. Gene Ontology annotation, biological process: vesicle-mediated transport. The record is from RefSeq and is a predicted model, not a curated record. Bases 111 to 599 code for a protein of 162 amino acids. Gene Ontology annotation, cellular component: membrane. The transcript has 8 exons. Lineage: Eukaryota; Metazoa; Chordata; Actinopteri; Scombriformes; Scombridae.